CAUGGACCUACAUCAUAAAUGGACCCUGGCGCGUGACCUCGCCGCCGGGCCGCGACCGCUGGUUCCGUGACGGGCUGCCGCCGGGCGCGACCCCCCGCGCUCCCGCCAUGGCCGAGCUCCCGCCGUUGGAGACGCGGUGCCCUCCCGUGGACCCUUGCGACGAGGAGGCUGCCAACGAGGAGCUGCGCCAGAGGCUCUGCAAGGAGCUGGACCACAUGGAGAAGGAGCAGCCGCUGCGCGGGACCCCGCACUACCGGGGCCACAUCGGCGCGUCCCCCGGGUGGGCGCCUCGCGGGCCACAUCGGCGCGAACAAGCCGGCGUCGCGACGGACGGCCGCGCCAAGUGUGCCGAGGCGACGUGCCGCGCCAAGCUCGUGCCCGGCACGCCGCGCCUGGGCAAGGUGCCGCCGUCGCUGCGCCACGGCCACAACUUGAAGACGAAGUGGUACCACAUCGACUGCAUGUUCGUCAACUUCACGCGCGCGUCGCGCAAGUCGAAGACGAUCACGGACCUCGCCGACGUCGAGCAUCUGGACAGCCUGAGCGCGCCGGACCGCCGCCGCGUCGCCGAGCUGAUCGACGCGCACGUCGCGGAGCGCGCGGCGGAAUCGGGCCGGUCGCCGUCGCCGUCGCCGCGGUCCUCGCCGCCGGCGGACCCGGGCAACCUCGUCGAGCGCUGCCGCGCGCUCCUCGGCGACGGCGGCCGCGGGCCCCGCGUGUCCCUGACGAACGGCCGCGGCGAGACCUUCGACGUCGCCGCGGGCGUCUUCGCGAGCCGGAAGCGGCCGCGGCCGCGCCGAUCCGCGCCGGGCCUCGCCUGCUGGUGCCACGCGCGCUGCUCCGGCGCGCUCGACGCGCCGCGCCGCGUCGGCGGCGGCCGCCGGGGCCCGGCCGACGCCUGGCUCUGCGGCGCCUGCGAGGCCGCGGUCCACGGCGCGAACGCCGCCGAGGCCGUCGCCCGCGAGGCGCUCGCCGCCGCCGUCGACGCCGUGGACCGCGACCACGGCGCCGCGGCCGCGUCGUCGGGCUCCGACGACGGCGCCGCGCCGCGGUCCUUCGGCGCGCGGGGCCGCGAGUACCCCGCGCGGACGCGGCGCGUCCCGCGGCGUCGAGGAGGUUGUGAGUUCGCGGAGCGACGGUUCGAAAAUAGGCGCAAGGCGCGGAAGCUCCGCGACGCGUCCGACGACGACGGCUCGCCGCCGCCGCCGAAGCGGUCCCGCGCGUCCUCGUCGGCCUCGGUCUGGUCCGACGACGCGCUCUCGGACGCGGUCCGCGUGCGCAUCUCGCCGGCGGUCGCGCGGUCCGUCGCGGAGCACGCGCGGCCCCGGCCGAGCCGCCAGGCGCUCGACGCGGGCAAGAUCACGUCCAUCCUGUCCAGCCUCGCGUCCGGCGACGAGGUCAAGCGCCGCCGCCGGCGCGCGACGGCGACCGAGGACCGCGAGUCCGCCGUCGCGGCGAACGCGCUCCUCGAGAUCUUCGGCGCCGCGCGCGCCCAGCGCAAGCGCGGCGGCUGGAAUUCCAUGCUGCGGCGCAUCGUCGCGGCGUGCCUCGUGCACGCGACGCUGUCGUUCGUCGCGCCGCUGCCGCGCGCCGCGGCCCCGGCGACGCGCCGCUCGCCGACCCGACGGUUACGGUGGGCGCCGCCGCCGCGACGGCCGCCGCCGCGGCUUCGCGCCGUCGCGCUCUGCGCCAUGUACAGCCCGUCCAUCGCGGACCAGCUGCAGCUCCUCGUGCGCCUCGCCGUCGCGGGCGUCGCGGGCGCGGCGCUCGGGUUCGAGCGGCGGGCGACGCGCAAGGCGUCGUCGCCCGUGGGCGUGCGCACGAUGACCCUCGUGUCCAUGGGCAGCGCGCUCUUCACGGUCGCGGGCCUCGUCGUGCCCCAGGGCGACCUGGGCCGCGUCGCCGCGGCGGCCGCGACGGGCGUCGGGUUUCUGGGCGCGGGCGUGAUCACGGUCCAGCGCGACGGCCGGUCCGUCGGCGGCCUGACGACGGCCGCGACGAUCUGGUACGCGGCGGCCCUGGGCGUGGCCGCGGGCACGGGCCUCUGCUUCCUCGUCGCGCUGUCGACGGCGAUCGCGACGCUCGUGCUCCGCGUGCCCCGGCGGCUGGUGCUCCGCGGCCGGCCGGGCCGGCUCCCGCGCUUGGCGAGCCUGCCGUCCGAGGACGCGGACGAGGACUCGGACAUGGCGGAGAUGGCGAGCUAGUGUUGGGUUAGUAAAAGUCUCUAGUU
Aureococcus anophagefferens is the source of this 2230-nucleotide messenger RNA. RefSeq lists its product as hypothetical. The coding region runs from base 108 to 2204 and encodes 698 amino acids. The transcript is spliced from 7 exons. Gene Ontology annotation, cellular component: membrane. Lineage: Eukaryota; Pelagophyceae; Pelagomonadales; Pelagomonadaceae. Gene Ontology annotation, molecular function: DNA binding; zinc ion binding. The record is from RefSeq and is a predicted model, not a curated record.